Messenger RNA from Laetiporus sulphureus 93-53, 1106 nucleotides. RefSeq lists its product as uncharacterized. The coding region runs from base 1 to 846 and encodes 281 amino acids. The record is from RefSeq and is a predicted model, not a curated record. Lineage: Eukaryota; Fungi; Basidiomycota; Agaricomycetes; Polyporales; Laetiporaceae. The transcript has 2 exons.
AUGAAAUCCGCACUGUGGUCUACUCGACGGCUGGCCGGCCGAGUGGACUACGUGCACAACGACGAUGGACCCUCUGUCAUCGCCGACGAUCAUUCCUGGUAUGCGAUCAUCACCGAGGCCGAGGUGCUUGACGAGCGCCUCGACUACGUCUAUCGUUCUCGACAAACCAAGGACGACGACAUUCACCCCUCGACGACACUCGCGACGCCCACGGUCGAAUUCCUCACGUUCUCAUCAGCGGCUGCCGAAGAAGACGAGGACGACACGGACCACAACGCAAAAUUACAGCCCAGUUGGUCCCAGUACAUGGAGCACAUUCAGCAACUACAGGAGCUCUAUGUCGCCUCGACAGCUUUCCCAGCCGCCACUGUCGAUUCGGCGUCGAUGGUCAACAUAUCGACGUCGACAUCGACUUCCAUUGCGUGUACCCCAUUUGCUACGGCCCCACCUUUGGCAACCUCGGAAGGCAAGGUCGAACGGGAGGAGAAGAUGCGAACGGGCUGGACGACACAAGACAAGUUCUUCUGGCUCGGAGGGGGUCUGGCGGUGCUGUUCAUCGUCAGCGUAGAGCUCGCGUGUUCGGAAGACAAUGUAUGCGAUUGUCUCUGCUCUGCAUCGUCGUUGCUUAUCAUCCUCUCGUAUCAGCCGGAAGCGAACAUCAAAGAAAAGGAGAAGAAGAAGCGCGAGGAAGAUGUCAUGGAGUCAUCGUCGGACACGUCCACGGACGGAACGUUCUCACCGUCUAUAACAUCUACAGCCAAGAGUAGUCGUUCUCGGGCCACCCGACGCCGUUCAGCGACUCCUGCCUCGGAGACGUCGACACUCAACGCCGACCCUUCUGGUUAAUUGAAUUGAAUUCUAUUUGGCCAUCUCGCAGAAGCCAAAGCUAACGAUCAUCGAAAACAACCCACGAUCAUCGUCGAGCAAGCAUACGCACGCUGAUCUCCAAGUACAAGUAAGUCGUUGGCACUGUUCAUGCAUUCACUCGUGCUCACAUCUAGCCGAUAGGUCACGAUGGACAGGAACGGUGGUGUGAUGUUGGGGAGUGGGGAAUAUUUCGGCCACACUUGUGUGUAGGAGAGAAGCAUGGAAGCAUGGAGUUGAAG